AUGGCUGCGUGGGAAACCGAAGACGAGUCCACCGGGCCAACGGUCUCUCUGCCCACACCCAUCGAUGCACCGCGUCGCACCCUUUCGCGUAACGUCUCGCGGGGUUCACGAAAGUCGGGAAGGUCGAUUACGCCGCCGGGGAAGAAGGGCAAAAGCCGGUCUCCGCCACCACUGCCGACUGACAAGAUCUCUGACAAGGGAUCGAAGAGGUCUUCCCGAGAUGUUACGAACGAUGAGAACAUCAGUAUCCUGGACCCCCGACGCUUCACACCGACGCUCCACGCAAGUUUGGUCUCGGAAAUUUUGUCUCUGAGGCGGGAUCAGGAGGAGAAAUUGAAGAUUAUCGAGGGUCUGGAGACAUCGUUACACGCCUCACGGCAAGAGACGGAGACUGUGCAAAGCACGCUAUUGACGACAGGGAAGGAAAGCAGGUCACUGAAGCGUCAAUUGUCUCUAUUGGAAGGAGGAACAUCAUCUGCUCUGGGAGAACUGGCGAGGGAGCGCGAUGAAGCUGUCGAUUCGGCUGCGGAAACACGGAAACGGCUUGACGCGACACAGAAAAAGCUGCGGAGCCAAGAGGAGGAUUCCGAGCGGGUGCAUCAGCAGUGGGCGAAGGAGAAGGAUGAGUGGGAGGAGGAGAAGCGCAAGUAUGAACGGAAAAUACACGUGGCAGAGACGCGGCUGAAGGUGGUUUUGGACGAGGUCGCUGCUUUCCAGGCUGCGCAGGCCGAAGGAGCGAAUGGGGCUGGUAACGGUGCUGAGAGUGACGGGGAGGAGAGCGUGAAGGACGACGCGGGCAGUGUUCGGAGUCUCAGCAUGACGAACAGCGUCCGUUUCUCCGUGGCAAAUAGUAUCCUCAAGGCGACCGGAAACUCGCUCGCGGACGAGCUGGGCGGAUUCGAUAGCAACUACGAUGAGGACAGCGACUAUGGCGGCCGGGACAGCAUCAUGUCCAAGGGCCACCUGCGCAACUUCAGCAGGGACAGCCUUGCGUUCCGGACUCACCAACGGCACCGCAGCAACGACAGCAUGAUGCGGCCUGGCAGCGUUGCGCGCGGGAAGCUUUCUUUCAACCCGGCUGCGUUGGAACGGCUAGAGGAUGGUAUUAUCAAGGAGGACGAUGAGACGCCGCAGGAAGCCCCCAAGGUUGUUAGUUACGUUGAUACUGGGGUCCAGUACUCGCCGCCUCCGUCGCCCAAGAUCUUCCCAUCGAAGCCCUCGACGCCCGAGCCGAACUCGUUCCUGCAGCGGUACGAGCGGCUGUUUGGUCUGGAGAGCCCUCCGCGCCCCGACUCGGAGAUCGAGGCGAACCAGCGGAAGAAGCGGGUGAGUUUGACGCAGCCGCUUGCCCUCAAGACGCCGGGCGCUGGUAGCCUCAUGGUCAACGGGUCGUCGCAGACGUCUGAAGAGCCCCUGAGCCCGCCUAGGACGCCUAAGACGCCGGUGCAGGAGGUUCUCCCCCUGAGCCCACCUCCCCCUCCUCCAAUGCCCGCUAUGGUAUCUUCGUCAACUCAGACCGAGGAACCGCCUGCGCCGUUGCUCGAGCCUCCUUCUCUCGUAUCUAUCCCUAGCAUCAGCAUCAUUCCCCCGACAAGCCGGCCGACGACUCCGCGCGAGUCUCGACUGCCGCCACUGACCAAGGACUUUGGGUGCCAAGUGUCGCUGUCGUAUACCGCGCCGAUGACCUCCUCAGGCAUGCAGACGGAAGAGAUCCGGGUCGAUAUGCGCCUGGACAAGCUUCCGCCGCAUCUUCGCCCGUCUGCUAUCACGUCGAGGCCGUCAUCGCCUGCAGUGGAUACCAUGGACGUGUCGUCUGGGGGCGAUACCAGGCAGUUCACCCCGAUUCCUGGCAAUCUUCCCCCGCGGAACCCGCGACGGCUGGCGAGCAAGACAAGCCUCACGGAAGUGCCCUCAUCACCGCCCGUUGCUUCGACGUCGAUGCUGGAAGACGAGACGCACGACUUGUACCCAGGCAGUAAUGACGAUGGACCGCUUUCUAGCCACAGGGCGCCUAUGCGUCGGCCGCCGAGGAUCAGCAGUCUGUUUGCCGGCUUUGAUGGAAACAGCUCUGACGAGGCCGACGAGUUUCUCGAUCCCGAUUUCAGCGACUCGGAGUACCGCACAGCACUCUCAGCGCCGCGGCCUAAGAACAGCUCGAACCGCGGCGGCAAGCGGAACUCUGUGGGCACCGUCACGUCGUCCGAGAACACGUUCUCGCCCAAGGCCAGCAGCCGGAUGUUCUCGGCCCCCUCAGAAGACGGUGAGACGUACGAUUCCGUGCCGUACCCGAUGUACGAUUUGCGGGACGCGGCGUUCAUCCGGAGAGGGUCGAAGCGUGGUAGCCGGCCGUCGGUGUUUGGGACGAAGCCGAGCGUGAUGCGUCGGUCGGUGAUGAUCCAGAACGGGAUCGCCUCGCACCAGCGCUCUGGGAGCCCCAACUUCCUGGACAUCGCGAGGGAACCUCCGUUCCCGAUCCCGACGCGUGCCAGCUCGAGGAAGCCGCCGAUCAGUGCUAGCGCGCCGAGCGACGGACGCACCAGCCCGAGCAGAGGUUCGGACGUGUGGUCUCGGAGGGGAUCAAACCGCAGCCACUACCGCGCGGGCAGCAUCCGCAAGGUCCGCUCGGCAGCUGUGGUCCACCCGCGGGCCCAGAGGAACCGGCGCAAGAACAGCCGCUCGCCACCGCCGUUUUCCAUCUCGUCGUCUAACAACGCGCCCGAGAGUCCGGGGCUCCCACCGCUGCCGAACAACGGGUACUCCUCGUCGGCCCGGUACCGGGGCCACCACCGGUCGCAGCCAUCGACCACGACGGCAAACACGGGCACCACGGACGCGGGCGCCGCGUCGCAGAACGGACUGAGCCAAACGCCUACUGUCGUGGAUGCUAUUGCGCAGACCAUGGUGGGUGAGUGGAUGUUCAAGUACGUCCGACGGCGCAAGUCGUUUGGCGUGACGGAUACAAGUGAUAGCGGCAGUGAUCGCCAUAAGCGCUGGGUCUGGCUGGCGCCGUAUGAGCGGUCGAUUCUGUGGAGCAGCAAGCAGCCGGCUUCGGGCAGCGCGUUGCUGGGCAAGUCCGGGCGCAAGUUGGCCAUCCAGUCCGUUUUGGACGUCAAGGACGACAACCCGCCCCCCAAGGGUGCUGCUCGCAUCUUCAACCGGUCCAUCCUCAUCCUCACGCCGGAACGGGCGCUCAAGUUCACGGCCGAGAACGCGGAACGCCACUACAUCUGGCUUACGUCGCUUUCCUUCCUCGCUCACUCUAACCAGGCCAUCCCGGAUACCCUCGUGGUGCCGCAGCCGAAACCGCUCAUCGAGCAGUACGAGCUGCCCAAGCCGAAGCGCAAGGCCAUCCGCGACUCCAUCCGCUUGACCAAGGCCAAGACGGCGGUCAUCAAGUCUGACCCCGUCACAGCCUCCGAGCCACAGCUCGACAGUGCCCCCCCAAGUAUCCCCACCUACCGCCCCCCUCCAGUCCCCGAAAUCUACACCAAACCCGCCCAUGCGCGGGAUGCCUCAAGAGACACCGCCGCGCCCCCCGCCAUCCCACGGUACUCGGAACGCGCCCUCCAAGCCGGCGGCGCACCACCCCCCAUCCACGGCCGCAAACGCAGCAACACCGGCAGCCACAUCCCCCCACCACUCUCCUUCCGCGGCUUCUCCGGCCCCGCCAGCAGCGCCAGCUACCACACCGCUUCCAACAGCACCGCCGGCAACAGCGUCAUGACCGCGGGAUCCUCCGACCUCUACAGCAACCCCGGCGGCGGCGGCAGCAGCGCCAUCACCGCCGGCUCCAGCAGCGGGAUGACCUGGGCCGGGACUCCCUCCGUCCGCACCUCCGAAGCCUCCAGCCGGCCUAGCGGCGCGGUCAUGAAUAACUUCUUUGAUGCCAUCGGUACCGUGCGCAUGGAGGCGUUUAUCAGUCCGUUGGCGUUUUCGUCCGAGUCGAUGUAUGAACAUCAGCAGGAGGAUCAGUUCCGGUAUCCGCAGCAGCAUUAUGUUGGGCGAAGGAGGAGUAAGGAGUUGAGGCGCAGGGCGAGCAGGAGUAGUCGGCAGCGGGAUAGUUAUCAGAGUCGGGCUACUAGGACGACGGGAACGACGGAGGAUGCGGAGGAGUGGUAUAUGCGGGAUGAUCCGUUUAGGGGGUUCUAG
Molecule: messenger RNA, 4149 nt
Organism: Dichotomopilus funicola
Lineage: Eukaryota; Fungi; Ascomycota; Sordariomycetes; Sordariales; Chaetomiaceae
Exons: 1
Coding region: 1-4149 (1382 amino acids)
Biological process (GO): maintenance of protein location in cell cortex; microtubule cytoskeleton organization
Cellular component (GO): cell cortex; mitochondrion
Molecular function (GO): tubulin binding; phospholipid binding
Source: RefSeq, a predicted model, not a curated record